Messenger RNA from Myxocyprinus asiaticus (Chinese sucker), 1972 nucleotides. Its product is annotated as ubiquitin-associated protein 1-like. The coding region runs from base 11 to 1429 and encodes 472 amino acids. Gene Ontology annotation, biological process: ubiquitin-dependent protein catabolic process via the multivesicular body sorting pathway. NCBI's taxonomy places the organism in Eukaryota, Metazoa, Chordata, Actinopteri, Cypriniformes, Catostomidae. The transcript is spliced from 6 exons. Gene Ontology annotation, molecular function: ubiquitin binding. The record is from RefSeq and is a predicted model, not a curated record. Gene Ontology annotation, cellular component: ESCRT I complex.
UCCGACAGAUAUGAAAGGAUUAUUGUGUGAGUCAGUGCAUAAGCCUGUUGUACUGUUAUACUGUGUAUGUGUGUGUAUGUGUAAGCCUGUGUUGAUACACUUGAGAACAUUAUGCUUCUGUUAUAAUGCACACGAGAACCUGAUUAGUACACUCUGCAACCGAAGAACAGCUCGCAGACAGACGUCCUUCAACACACAGGUACAUACCAACAACUGCAGAAUGUGUACUCUGGAUGAGGUUCCAUUUAGGGUUGCUUUGGACUGUGUGGAGAUACAGUUCGGUCUGAAAGAGCCUGUUGCGGCUCCUGAAAUCAACAUCCCAGAUUGUGUCCAAAUACUGCGUGAUACAAAGUAUUCGUUCACUAUGGAAAAACGGAUCAUGGCCGCAUGUGGUGAAUUACAGCGGAAGAACGGAAAGGCCAAAAAACUACCCCAGAGUGUGAGUCCCACCUGCCCACCGUAUUGUCUGAUGUUCAGCAGCCCGCAGGAGAGUCGAGUAGGACGUCACAGAGGUACAGAACUAUGGGAACUGGGCCCACGUCCCCGCAGCUUAAGCCUCAGCGCCACUGACUCACAAAGGCUCCAUCCACUGCGGGCAGUCCAGUUCCUCAUCGCUGACUCAGACUGCGAGGGCGGCUACAGCGAAGAUGACGAGGGUUCGUCCACUGAGGAAGAUGUCACUCGUAGCAAAGAAAGACCACAGAGUUCAGGCUCACAGUGCCAGCACUUUCCUCUUCGACACGCCCAGCGAAGCUCCACCCCCCAUCUAACACGCCCCGCCCCUUCAUCUGCGGUCCCUAAGGUCCGACCGAGCUCCGCCUCCUCUCUAAAGGACAUACGGAAACCCCUCCCCCCUGCCCUCACCCAGACACCGAAGGGCAGUCCUCACAACUCCAGACCCCCUCGCAGGAAACCCGCUGUCAUAAGAACCAACGGGAGACGGAACACACACACCCUACUUCAGCAAAGACCCUCAUCCGCAGGACCGCUGCCCUCUGCUAGGCCACAGAAACCCUCGUCACAUGAUCUGCGUCCACGAACUUCUGCAGGGCUGCAGGACGCUCACGCAGAUCUGCUUUGUGCUUUGAGUCAGGAGGAGCGAGAUCUACUUGAAGCUGUUACACAGCAAGGAUACACACUGCACACUGCAAUACUGGCAAUGCAGAGGACUGGACCCAAGAGCCCUGAUCAGAUUUUGAGUUACCUGACAUCAUGUGACCGGCUGUGUCGGUUGGGUUUUGAGAAGACUCAGGUGGAAGAAGCCCUGGAGAUGUUCCAGAACUGUGAGAGCAAAGCUGCAGAGUUCCUGUUUUUGCUGGCUCAGUUCUGUGAGAUGGGUUUCCAGCAGAGCACCAUCAAAGAAGUUCUGCUGGUACAUGAGAACCAUAAAGAGAGAGCCCUAGAGGAGCUCAUGACCCACAGCGGCUAAAAACACACCUCUGCUACAUGAGUGAAUGAAUCUUCAGCUUUAUGAAUUAAUUCAGAUCAUAAAUGAAUGUAUAAAUCCUUUGCUUUAUGAAUCUACAAUUGUCCAGUCUUUAAUGGAGUUGUCCUGUUUGUUUAUUGAUUUCAGUAUAUUCUUUUUAAUAUUUUGAUGACGUCACAUAAUUGAACUGUAGAUCAGUAUGAUGAAGAAUAAUCAGCUAAAAGAUGACAGAACAAUAAAUCAGAAUUUUUUAUUGAUCAUGAUCAGAAUUGAUCAUCUAGGAAGUUUAACACAUUGAGAACAGAGCUGGAGAGAGUUUAUAUGACUUUGUUGUAUCAUUUAUUCUGCAUCAAUAAUUAAUUUAGUUUUAGUGAAAUUUUCCAGUAUAUUGACAUUUUCCAAUAUAUAGAAUUUGAUCAAAAAGGUUCACAUAAAGUUUGUGCAUUUUCAUUUUAAAAGUAUCACCAUUUUUUUUUUAAACAGUUCUUAGUUUCACUUCAUCUUUAUUCUGAAGCUUUGCUUGACAUGUAGCAUCAUAAAUAUGUA